Molecule: messenger RNA, 2119 nt
Organism: Gambusia affinis (western mosquitofish)
Lineage: Eukaryota; Metazoa; Chordata; Actinopteri; Cyprinodontiformes; Poeciliidae
Product: aquaporin-3-like
Exons: 6
Coding region: 86-1000 (304 amino acids)
Biological process (GO): water transport; glycerol transmembrane transport
Cellular component (GO): basolateral plasma membrane; plasma membrane
Molecular function (GO): water channel activity; urea transmembrane transporter activity; glycerol channel activity
Source: RefSeq, a predicted model, not a curated record
GCCCUCCACCUUCAGAGCCACAGAGCCACUAAGGAAGACCCUGUGCAUCUGCUUUGUUUGUAUCUGCUCACCAGCCUUCAACAAAAUGGGUCGACAGAAGUUUUAUUUGGACAAACUGGCCCGCUUCUUUCAGAUCCGUAACCUGCUGCUCCGCCAGGCCCUGGCAGAGUGUCUAGGCACUCUCAUCCUUGUGAUGUUUGGCUGCGGCGCCGUGGCCCAAAGUGUGCUGAGCGGCGGCACCCAUGGCAGGUUCCUCACUAUCAACUUUGCCUUUGGCUUUGCUGCCAUGUUAGGCAUUCUGAUCUGCGGCCAAAUAUCAGGUGGACAUUUGAAUCCUGCAGUGACCUUUGCGCUUUGCCUGCUUGGAAGAGAGCGCUGGAGAAAGUUCCCCAUGUACUUCCUCUUUCAGACAAUCGGAGGUUUUUUCGGCGCUGCCGUUAUCUUUGGCAUGUACUACGAUGCCUUGUGGGAUUUCCCAGGAUGUUUUAAUCUCACUGACGAUUCUUCCACUGCUGGCAUUUUUGCCACCUAUCCCGCAAAACACCUCACACUUGUGAAUGGAUUCUUUGACCAGAUUAUUGGCACGGCAGCCCUCAUUGUUUGCAUUCUGGCGAUUGUGGACCCGUUCAACAACCCAAUCCCCCAGGGCUUGGAGGCCUUCACUGUGGGAUUUGUGGUUCUGGUCAUUGGACAGUCGAUGGGCUUCAAUUCUGGUUACGCUGUCAAUCCUGCCAGAGAUCUCGGACCACGUCUUUUCUCUGCCAUCGCUGGUUGGGGAACUGCAGUUUUCACGUUUAGAGAUGGCUGGUUUCUGGUGCCGACUUUCGCUCCAUUCCUUGGUGCCAUUACUGGCACGAUGAUUUAUCAGCUAAUGGUUGGCUUCCACUUGGAGGGAGAAGUGCGUGACCGGGAAGAGAACAAGAACAAAGAGGAAAAUCUACAACUCACCGUCAGCUCCAACCCCAAAUCUAAUUCCAAUGGCAAAGAGGCUAAUUGCUAAAGCCAGGCUCAGAAAGAGUUGUCCUGAAUGCUAGACACAUGCCAGUGGCUCCGAAAUCUACUCAUGUAAAUAUCGAUAUAGCACAGCUGUAUUAUUCCUGCCACUUAUAUGUUAUAUGUUAAGAAACAGUCCUAAUAACACAUUUUCUUUACAUUGUUGUGUAGCUGUAUUAUGGAGGAAUUUCUGUACAAUAUGAGUAGAGACACUAUUUCUAAAGGACGUUAUAUUUCACAUCAGAGACGUUAAUCUGAAUGAACGUGUCUCAUCGUACUUCCUUUUUCAGCAGUAUUUUAUACUUUGACAUUGUUUUUCUUGUAAUUUUUUUUUUAUACAUUUCUUUGUCAAGUAAGUUUUCUAGUAAAGUCAUUAUAUGGCAAUUUGAGAUUCUGUUGUUUUCUUCAUUUUUUGGCCUGGUCAUUUUAAAAGAAGAAUUCAAGAUAACAUUUAGCAAAAUGCCAACUAAUGAAACUAUCUAUGUGGAAGAACAUUACAAAAAAAAAAAAACAACAACCCAUAAACUGCGGCUAACAAAUCAUGUUUGUUAACUGAGUUAAGCUGAGCAGAGGGCAGGUUUCCUGUCACCUUUAGAGAUUAACCACUGUUCUUUUAAAACAACUAUUUUCAGCUGUUGUUCAGGCAAGUUCAGUUCACCAAGUUCAGUGGGAUUCUUCUUUACAAAGAAUCCCGCAUGUCCUUUUCUGUUUGAAACAAAAAAAAAAAACAUUUUGAAAAAGGUUUUCCCAGAUAAAACUGUCCCUUUAAAAGAAUGUUUGGUGCUUAUAGAGAAAUGGUUAAAUAUCAUCAUAGUGUUUGUAUAAAUGGCAUUGAGCUUUUGUCUUGCUUUUUUUGCUGGGGUUUUUGUUAUUGUUAUUCUUAUUGUUGCUCCCACAGCUGUUGAUGGUUUCGCACAUUGUGCAACUGCAGUUGGGUGUAAAACUAAAAUCUUUCUGGUUUGUGUUUUGUGCAAAGGCAGGGCGGAAAUGCUUUGAUACCAAAACAAUGAAGUUCUGUUUUUAUGCUGAAGCCUGAAAGCAGCUUGUAUUACUCUCUUGCUUGUAUCAGGUGGUGCCUGGAGCCAGAUUACAGCCGAUAAAAUAAAAAGAACAACUUUAAAAAGUA